AUGAUCUAUCUAUCUAUCUAUCUAUCUAUCUAUUUAUCUAUCUAUCUAUCUAUCUAUCUAUCUAUCUAUCUAUCACUUCAUGAUCUAUCUAUCUAUCUAUCUCUUCAUGAUCUAUCUAUCUAUCUAUCUAUCUAUCUAUCUAUCUAUCUAUCUAUCUCAUGUAUUUCGAUCUGUGUACCAUUCUUUGAAUUUCAUCUAUCUAUCUAUCUAUCUAUCUAUCUAUCUAUCUAUCUAUUUCAAUCUUUUCAUCAUUUAAUCUACGGAAAUAGACCUCUAUCUAUGUAUUAUAGUCUCUUCGUAUCUAUUUAUCUAUCUAUCCAGUUAUUACAGUAUCUAUCUAUCUAUCUAUCUAUCUAUCUAUCUAUCUAUCUAUCUAUCUAUCUAUUACAGUAUCUUCGUAUCUACAUAUCUAUAUAUCUAUAUCAUUUUUUCACAUCAGUCUUCGUAUCUAUUUAUCUAUCCAUUUAUAACACUAUCUAUCUAUCUAUCUAUCUAUCUAUCUAUCUAUCUAUCUAUCUAUCUAUCUGUAUGUCUGCUUUUGUAUCUAUCUAUUACAGUAUCUUCUAUCUCUAUCUAUCUAUCUAUCUAUCUAUCUAUCUAUUACAGUAUAUUCGUAUCUAUGUAUCUAUCUCAUUUUGUUCAUAUCAGUCUAAAUAUAAUAGCCUCUUCGUAUCUAUCUAUCUAUCUAUCUAUUAUAGUGAUUUCGAAUCAAUCUAUCUAUCUAUCUAUCUAUCUAUCUAUCUAUCUAUCUAUCUAUCUAUCUAUCUAUUUGUCUCUCUGUUUGUCAGUCUGUUUGUCUGUUUGUGUCUGUGUGUAACUGGAUUAUGA
Messenger RNA from Acanthosepion pharaonis, 828 nucleotides. The record is from the annotation of a GenBank genome assembly. Lineage: Eukaryota; Metazoa; Mollusca; Cephalopoda; Sepiida; Sepiidae.